Meleagris gallopavo (turkey) is the source of this 1740-nucleotide messenger RNA. The record is from RefSeq and is a predicted model, not a curated record. NCBI's taxonomy places the organism in Eukaryota, Metazoa, Chordata, Aves, Galliformes, Phasianidae.
AAUUGACAAUGACACCCAGCAGGUCUGCAUGAAUGAUUCCACACCAUAACACUGACAGCUGGCACAACUUACUGAGCUCCUCUCAAACAAUUCUGCAAAGAGGAAUGGAAUCACUCCAAGUUCAGCAACCUAGCAAUCACAGUGACUUCAGCUGCCCCAUCUGUCUCCAAACAGUGACUCUCCCAGUAGAAACCAACUGUGGACAUCUAUUCUGUGGCUCUUGUCUAAUUACAUACUGGAAACAUAGUCCUUGGUUAGGAGCAAUAAUCUGCCCUCUCUGCAGACAGAAGGUGGUGGUUCUGGUUAACAUCUCUUGUGAAAAGCUACACGAUAAGCCAAGUAAACAGAUUGUUCACGACAUUAGAGCGUACAACAAGCGUUUCUCAGGGCAACCUCGACCCUUUGCAGAUUACCUCUAUGACAUGCCGUUGUUCCUGACUCUUGCCUUGCGAGGAAUCUUCACCUGGAGUGGUCUCAUGUGCAUUUUUUUCCUAAGAGUUGUUGUCUGCUCCUUUGGAACAAUCAUAUGCUUAUCGUCUCCUUUUGACACGAUGCCUGGGCCUCUCUGUAGAACACUUGGAACAGCUGAUGACAUGGUGGUUAUUUCCCUUCUUUUCAUUUGUGUGAUAAACAUUUGUCAGCAAAUUGCAACAAAUGGGGUAAAUAUGGCAAGGUCUGCAGCUCAGAGCAUGCUGUCAGAAUCCUGAGUGACUCAAACUUUGAUUUCUCAGUCAAACUCAAACAGUGACAGGCUUCUCCUCCAUUUGGGGCAGCAUGUGAUGGAUUUGUCAUUCUGCUGCAAAGACUGAAGCAGGACUCAAGUGAUAUUUGGCAUGGCCAAGUGAUUCGAUGUGCAAUUGCUUAGAAGGCUGUGCCAUUGUGUAUUUACUAGACUCUUUCAUGCUUCAUGUGCCUCCAACUUAUCCUCAUACAAAGUGCCUGAAUUGAAAAUGGCUAAGCCUAUCAGCAGGACCUAAAAUUACAACGCUGGUCAACUUGCAGUUGAGAUUUUUAGAACUUUUAAGCUUUGACAUUUCAUGUCUUGGUUCAGUUUGAAUACGAUUUAAUUUGAGAAUUUAGCAAAAUGCUGUUUGCCAGGUCUCAAGUAACACAAGUAACGUUAGAUAAUACCUCUGCAAAAUCUUGUGUUGGUACUUUCUGCUAUCACAGCUGAUUACAUAUCCAAUGGAAUACAGAUUUUUACAGCUCUGCUAUGAGUACAGUCCUGAUUUUAAAAUUGGACAAUAUGAACCUGAUAGUAAUACUGUAAAAAUGCAACUGUAAAAUGUAAGUAUUACAAGGGGAGAAUGGCAUAUAAGGAUCAUGCAAGAAGUGUGGGCAAAUCUCUGUGUAAGUCUUUUGUCUAAAGCUACACAAAGCAUACAGCUUUGGUGAACUCUGUUCUCUUAAGCUCUAACAAAGUCAGUAUGAAUGGCUGUUUCCUUUGUGGACUCCAUACACUCCUUGUGUUUUCCUUGCAAGCCUUGGUACUACUUUAGGGAGAGAUAAAGGCUACAUUUCUGAUGAUAAAGAAGUUUAUGGAAAAUCUGCUGAAGUUGCUGUGUGUGUUGAGUGUGACAAGUUAAAAAUGCUGGUAGAGCGCCAGACAAGCCUAAGCAUCUGUCACUGUACAGUCUGUACAUUUGUUAUGUAUUUGGAGUCAGUGAACCUCAUUUUUACAUAUGAGUUGUAUAUUAAAAUUGAUAUGUUAAAAUAUAUGAAUAUUUAUUGUUCACAAUA